UCGAUACCGGAAGUAAACAAGGCGGGACGUGGUAGGCAGGUCUGUCAGCGUCAAGGCAAGAUUUCAAAACCCGGCUCACCCACCCAAUACCCGGCUGGCCGCGCAGCAGCCGCACAAAAGCAGCCGACGUGGAAAGUACGGGUGCUACGAGGUCGUGGGUGGUUAAAUGCGCGGACAAAGCGGACCCGGCGAGUUGGACAUGGAGAGCGUAAGUAGCGGCGGGUGGGCACGGCUCGUGCGCGAGCGGCCGCGCGGGGUCCGGGAAGCUGUUCUCACAGACAGGGUCACUGCUCUUCCUGAUGACCUGGAGGGGAAAAAGGAGAUGGCAGCCGCAGAGGAUGCAGAUAAGAACGUUUACACGCGCUUCAUGAAAUCCCAUCGCUGCUACGACCUGGUGCCCACCAGUUCAAAGCUGGUUGUGUUUGACACCUCGCUGCAGGUGAAAAAAGCAUUUUUCGCUUUGGUGUCCAAUGGGGUGAGAGCAGCCCCAUUAUGGGACAGUAAGAAGCAGUGCUUUGUGGGCAUGCUGACCAUCACUGACUUCAUCAACAUCUUGCAUCGCUACUACAAAUCCCCUUUGGUUCAAAUAUAUGAGCUGGAGGAGCACAAAAUAGAGACAUGGAGAGAGGUCUAUUUACAAGACUCCUUCAAGCCCCUAGUCAGCAUCUCCCCUGAUGCCAGCCUAUACGAUGCCGUCUCUUCUCUGCUGAAGAACAAGAUCCACAGGUUGCCCGUCAUCGACCCUCUGACAGGCAACACCCUCUACAUCCUGACGCACAAGAGGAUCCUCAAGUUUCUUAAGCUCUUCAUUUCUGAGAUGCACAAACCCACCUUCCUAAGUCAGACACUGGAGGAGCUCAAUAUCGGCACCUUCCACAAGAUCGCCAUGGUGCAUGCUGACACGCCGCUCUACACAGCGCUGGGCAUCUUUGUGGACCAGAGAGUGUCUGCGCUACCGGUGGUGGAUGACAAGGGACGAGUGGUAGACAUUUACUCCAAGUUUGACGUCAUAAACUUGGCGGCCGAGAAGACCUACAACAACCUGGACCUGUCGGUGACCAAGGCGCUGCAGCACCGUUCCCAGUACUUUGAGGGCGUCCUCACGUGCCACAGGAGUGAGACCCUGGAGACCAUCAUCAACAGGCUUGUGGAGGCGGAGGUCCACAGGUUGGUGGUGGUGGAUGAACAGGACGUGGUGAAAGGAAUCGUCUCCUUGUCGGACAUCUUACAGGCGCUGGUGCUCACUAAUGGCGAGGGGGGUACCGCCUGAAGGUGGAGUUGAGAUGAAGGUCUUCCGGCUCUUCCCUUUCGUUUGUGGAACGGCUGGGAGACAGAAGUGGGUUUGAAAAGUGAGAAGCACCAGCAGCCGUUACCCGUGUUCUACACGCCCCCUUUGAGCCCCGACUCCACCCCCUCCUGAUACAAGCGAGCAUCCAGCUUUUUGAACAGAGCAAUAAUCACAAAGGAUGAUUCACUGAAACCAGGCCACGGGGUCCACUGAGGAGCAGGACCACAGUAAUCGCAGGGCAGUCUAGAGCAGAUCACAUCCCAAUAACUACUUUUACCUUUUAGGCAUAUGAGGAAAAAAAAAAUACAAUUUAAACAUAUUUAUGCAGUUACUUGAGUUAGGAAUGAUUGUUUCUCCAUUGACAACGCGGUGAUUUCACCUGUUUAAAGGCAGACAUUGUUUCGUGCUCACUAAGGGAUGCCAUGUGGGUCAGGCAUGGUGAGAUGGGGGUCAUGACAGCCAGUGACAGAAGCUGACCAGCACUGCAAACCUGCCGUCUGAAGUUUUGCUUUAUUAUUAUACAGUUUAUUCUGCAACAGUUUUUUUUUAUUUUAAUUUGCGAAGGAUACAAACCAUUUUGUGUUUUAUGAGAUCAGAUUAUAUAGACUUGUUUGAUAUUUGACUUAGAUAUUUGGCAUCAUUACUGGAACGUUAUUUGGGUAUACCUUCAGUUUUAUCCUUCCCCAGUGACAUUUUUAUUUUCUGUAUUGGAUGUAGAUACACCAUGGAUUUAUGGAUAUUUAAAUUAACUUUCACAGGGGCUGCAGUCCUCACCCGCCCACUAGGUGUCAGCCUCUGCAUUCGCAACCAAGUGCCAGUUAACCUAAAUGUGUUUUAUGUAUCGGGCUCAAUAAGCAUGAGUACAGAAUGUUUUGUAGGGACAGCAGGUCUGCUUGAUCCCCAAAGGAUUUCAUGCAGCGUUCUGCUAUUGAGUCAGUCCCUCCUGCAUCAUUAAAAUCGUGGUCAGCGGUGGGAUCUGACAAACCAGAUACGUCAUCAGAAGUAACUUCAUGGUGAAGUCAGCCUUCAACACGAGACGAGAGGCUUCUUGAGCGAUGCUUAGGAGCUUUCUGCACAAACGCCAAUGCAGAACGCAUAUUUAGGUCAUCUCACUGUGAUCCAGUGCUUGCAGUGGAUAAGGCAUGCUGUUUGUUUGACCACAGGAAUGCAAGUAUGGUUAAUAGGAAUCUGUCAGAAGAGAUUUCUCUGCAUUUCAGAGCUUGCAGUUUUAUUAUAUAUUCAUCUAAAUCCAGAACCGUGACACAUGUCCAUGUUUGUUUAAGGUUACAUUGCUCAGAUUUCCCUAGUACCUCUUGCUGCAUCCUCUCUCCGCGGUCAUGGUAGGUUGGGGGGUGGUGUGUGGGAGGUGGCCCAGCCGUGAAGGCAUUGGAUGGGAAGCCUGGGUAAAAAUGCUGGGUCACAGCAGGCUGGAUAAAUGCCCCCUUCGUUUGCUCAGCCAUGCUCACUGAAGCAUUUGAAAGACUCCUUAGUCAACCAGACAAACCACAGAGCGCUCAAUUUCCCGUCAGACAACUGAACUAUCGUCGCAUUACCGAUGCAGGUCCCGCAUUCACAGCAACGUGGUCGGUCUU
This is a messenger RNA of Brienomyrus brachyistius, 2880 nucleotides long. It is a transcript of the gene prkag1, whose product is annotated as protein kinase, AMP-activated, gamma 1 non-catalytic subunit. The transcript is spliced from 13 exons. The coding region runs from base 167 to 1270 and encodes 367 amino acids. The record is from RefSeq and is a predicted model, not a curated record. NCBI's taxonomy places the organism in Eukaryota, Metazoa, Chordata, Actinopteri, Osteoglossiformes, Mormyridae.